GAAUGACGUUUCUACGUUUCUAGUUGCUCUUCUGUCAACUAAUUUGUUCUAACCGUUCUAUCUAUUCUUUUAGAAUAAGUUUUUGUGUACAUUUAAAUAAAUAAAAGUUUUUGUUUAAUACAUUAUUGGAGAAAUGUCAUACGCAUAUUUAUUCAAAUACAUCAUUAUUGGCGAUACAGGAGUGGGUAAAUCAUGCUUAUUGCUCCAAUUCACUGAUAAAAGGUUUCAACCAGUACAUGAUCUUACAAUUGGUGUUGAGUUUGGGGCUCGCAUGAUAACAAUUGAUGGAAAGCAAAUUAAACUUCAAAUAUGGGAUACUGCUGGUCAAGAAGCUUUUCGGUCUAUAACUAGAUCAUAUUACAGAGGGGCUGCAGGGGCCCUUUUAGUGUAUGACAUUACACGUAGGGAAACUUUUAAUCACUUAACUACAUGGUUAGAGGAUGCUAGACAACAUUCCAAUUCUAAUAUGGUUAUUAUGUUAAUUGGUAACAAAAGUGACUUAGAAAGUAGAAGAGAAGUUAAAAAGGAAGAAGGUGAAGCAUUUGCAAGAGAACAUGGCCUAGUUUUCAUGGAAACUUCAGCUAAAACUGCAGCAAAUGUGGAAGAGGCUUUUAUUAAUACUGCCAAAGAAAUAUAUGAAAAAAUUCAGGAAGGGGUGUUUGAUAUAAAUAAUGAGGCUAAUGGUAUUAAGAUAGGUCCACAGCAUUCACCAACAAACCCUUCUUUACCUGGUGCUGGAGGCCAGGGCAGUUCUCAAGGUGGAAGUUGCUGUUAGGGAAAAAUUUGUCACCCUUUUAUUUAAGGGAUUUACUUGCAUAAACAUAUUAACCAUACCCAAAAAUAGUUACAUAAGUUAGUGGUACCUUUUAAUACACAUACCAAUAAUUUAUUGGAAAGGGGAUGUUCUUCUGUUUACUGACUUAAGCCUUUACUUCCAAUUAAACUAAUUUUGGUAAAAUAUUUACAUACACUAACUUAUGUACUAUUGUAUAUUAUUGUGAUUUUUAUUUAAAGUGUUGUAUAUUUGUGUACAAUUAGCCCAAGUACUAUGGAAUAAAAGGUUUUUACUAAAU
This is a messenger RNA of Agrilus planipennis (emerald ash borer), 1073 nucleotides long. It is a transcript of the gene Rab2, whose product is annotated as ras-related protein Rab-2. The transcript is spliced from 4 exons. The record is from RefSeq and is a predicted model, not a curated record. Gene Ontology annotation, molecular function: GTPase activity; GTP binding. Gene Ontology annotation, cellular component: Golgi apparatus. The coding region runs from base 134 to 775 and encodes 213 amino acids. Lineage: Eukaryota; Metazoa; Arthropoda; Insecta; Coleoptera; Buprestidae.